Molecule: messenger RNA, 943 nt
Organism: Linum tenue
Lineage: Eukaryota; Viridiplantae; Streptophyta; Magnoliopsida; Malpighiales; Linaceae
Source: the annotation of a GenBank genome assembly
CGAUCAUCUCUUCACUUCACUUAAUAACAUUCUCAUCUCAUAUCUCUUAAUUGUUUGUAAUCAGUGGAGUCAUUAAUUACUAGCAAGCUACAGUGGUUUCACUGAGUAGCACAAGCAUGGAGAAAAUCCACAGCAAAUCCAAUCUCAAGGUGAAGAGCACUGCUGCAGCUGCAACUGCAACUCCAAGGGGAAUGAGGAAAGAGGAGCGGGCAAUUGAGAAGCCAAAGGCGAGCCCCCCAAGGGCUUGCUCGAAAGAGAACACCAAGCCACAGGAGUUCAAACUCCAUUCUCAAGAAAGAGCCAUCAAACGUGCCAUGUUCAACUAUUUCGUAGCAACCAAAGUAUAUGUUGAGGAGCAUGAGAAACGGCAACUAGAGAAACUGCAAAAGAUGAUUGAAGAAGAAGAGGUUAAGUCGCUGAGGAAGAAAAUGGUUCCAAGAGCCCAAUUGAUGCCAUUUUUCGACCGACCUUUCUUCCCACAAAGAUCAAACAGAGCGCUGACAAUGCCAAAGGAGCCGAGUUUGAAGAGCAGCAAGUGCAUGAGUUGCGUUGCUGAGAAUGGGAUGUUCCACUUUCAUCACCAUCAGACUUACUAUUAAUACUUUUAUAUGGAUAAUAAUUCUCUUGGGGUUUUUUUUUUUUUAAUAUGUAUGUAUAUUGCGGUUUGGGUGUAGAGAGUAGCAAGUUGCAAACUUUUACUAGGGUUUGCUGCGUACGUAGUGGUGCACUUUAAUUUGUCUGAGCUGCCCAACAAGUCGCUUGCCCAAUUAGUGACUUCGGUUUGUUUUGUUUUGUUGUUAAAUAAAUAAAAAUCUACUUUUACCAUUUUUGGUUUCUCUAACGGUCGCCAAAGGCUCGUGCCAACAAAUAUGUUGUCCAAGGAAUUGGUUGUAAGCUUUUUUUGUAAGUGGUUCAUUUAAUAGAAAAUGGGCCAAGUCGAGAG